Messenger RNA from Hypoxylon trugodes, 1955 nucleotides. Its product is annotated as ARM repeat-containing protein. The record is from RefSeq and is a predicted model, not a curated record. Gene Ontology annotation, biological process: NLS-bearing protein import into nucleus. NCBI's taxonomy places the organism in Eukaryota, Fungi, Ascomycota, Sordariomycetes, Xylariales, Hypoxylaceae. The coding region runs from base 199 to 1848 and encodes 549 amino acids. Gene Ontology annotation, cellular component: nucleoplasm; cytoplasm; nucleus. Gene Ontology annotation, molecular function: protein binding; nuclear import signal receptor activity. The transcript has 3 exons.
ACCAUACCCAAUAUUUAUUUUACAUUCACGUAAUACCUAUUUAACAAUUCGACGUUAGACCUUACCACACAGCGUCAGGGGCGCCAUCAAAACAAAUCACCCCGCCUUAUCCUCUCCCUCUCCUCUUACGACCCCCCUCUCGAAAAAUAUCAAUCCGCCACUGCACUCGUUGAAGUGACAAAAACAUCAUCAGCAACCAUGGCCGACCGGUUCAUUCCCGAGCAUCGCCGUACUAACUAUAAGGCGAAAGGCACUUUCAAGCCUGAUGAGCUUCGUCGUCGACGCGAAGAACAGGCUGUAGAAAUUCGUAAGGCCAAGCGUGAGGAAAACUUGGCCAAGAGACGAGGUAUCGGUACUGGCGACUCGCGCCCUGGUGCUUCUUUGGGCGCUGCUCCUGACAGUGAUGAUGAGUCUGCUCCCACCGAAAGUCAGCUUAACGAGGAUCUUCCUCAGAUGGUGCAAGGUGUUUUCUCCGAUCAGAUCGACCUACAAAUCCAAGCUACCACCAAAUUCCGAAAGCUCCUUUCUAAGGAGCGAAACCCUCCGAUCGAAGAGGUCAUCAAGACCGGUGUCGUUACUCGAUUUGUUGAGUUCCUUCGUUCCCCCCACACUUUAGUCCAGUUCGAGGCCGCCUGGGCUCUUACCAAUAUCGCAUCCGGAAGUGCGACUCAAACCCAAGUGGUUAUAGAGGCCGGUGCUGUCCCCAUUUUCGUCGAGCUUUUGUCCAGCCCUGAGCCCGAUGUCCGUGAGCAAGCGGUCUGGGCGUUGGGUAACAUUGCCGGUGACAGCCCAUCAUGCCGAGACUACGUCUUGAGCUGCGGUGCCUUGAAGCCGUUGCUUAACUUGCUCGGCGACAGCCGUAAGCUUAGCAUGCUCCGAAAUGCCACAUGGACGUUGAGCAACUUCUGCCGAGGCAAGACCCCUCAGCCUGAUUGGAACACCAUUGCACCCGCCCUACCUGUUCUCGCCAAGUUGGUGUACUCCCUCGAUGACGAAGUCCUUAUUGACGCAUGCUGGGCUAUCUCCUACCUUUCAGAUGGUUCCAACGAUAAGAUCCAGGCCGUUAUCGAAGCUGGCAUUCCCCGCCGACUGGUGGAAUUGCUCAUGCACGCAUCAACCUCCGUCCAGACCCCUGCUCUACGAUCUGUUGGCAACAUAGUGACUGGUGACGAUGUCCAGACGCAGGUGAUCAUCAACUGCGGGGCUCUUUCAUGCUUGCUAUCACUCCUGAGCUCUAACAAGGACGGAAUUCGUAAAGAGGCGUGCUGGACCAUUUCGAACAUCACCGCCGGAAACUCGCAGCAGAUUCAAUCCGUCAUCGACGCGAACAUUAUCCCACCCCUAAUCCACCUCCUGUCGAACGGCGACCUGAAGACCAGAAAAGAGGCAUGCUGGGCCAUUAGCAACGCCACCAGCGGUGGUCUUCAGAAGCCGGAACAGAUCCGAUACCUUGUCGCACAGGGUUGCAUCAAACCUCUAUGCGACCUUUUGGGAUGUCCCGACAAUAAGAUCAUCCAGGUCGCCUUAGACGGCCUAGAGAACAUCCUCAAGGUCGGAGAUCUUGACAAGCAGGCUGCCGGCGAGGGUCCCGAGUCGAUUAACCGUUACGCUUUGUUCAUCGAGGAGUGUGGCGGCAUGGAAAAGAUCCAUGACUGUCAGACAAAUGCUAACGAGGAGAUUUACAUGAAGUCUUACAACAUCAUCGAGAAGUAUUUCUCUGAUGAGGACGAGAACGCUGACGAGGGUAUGGCCGCCACAACCCAAGCUAAUGGCACAUUUGGUUUUGGAACCAAUGGGACACAAGGCGGCUUCAACUUCGGCAACGGCGGUGAUUCGAUGGACAUGUAAGGCGACGGCUUUACAAGGAAGUUCACGAAACCCGAUAUUACGAACUCACUGGGCAUCCAAGCAACAUAGUCACAGCACCCGACAUCAUACCCCAUUCCCCUGCCUUG